Conger conger (European conger) is the source of this 1364-nucleotide messenger RNA. RefSeq names its product sialic acid-binding Ig-like lectin 10. Bases 312 to 1364 code for a protein of 350 amino acids. The transcript is spliced from 5 exons. The record is from RefSeq and is a predicted model, not a curated record. Lineage: Eukaryota; Metazoa; Chordata; Actinopteri; Anguilliformes; Congridae.
UGUAAUGUGAGUGUGUAUAGUUAAGCGGCCAUUCUUCAGAAAGCUCAACCUCAAAAUAUACCGUAAAUAUCUCAUACAUGAAUAGCAUGGCAUUGCAGAACGUAUGAGAGUAUGAACUAGUACAGAAAACAUUUGAAAACUUGAGCUGCUACCUGUUUAUUUGCGGAAAGAAUUGUGCUUCAUGUUGUUGUCAAAUUGUCUUUUUCAGUUUUUAUGUUUUAAUUUGUGUAUGUAUUCAUCCAACACUGUUCAUGUGGUAAUUAGUGAGUUCUGUUUGACUCUAAUCCUGAGACAGACAGUAACCCAUCCUCAUGUCUCCAUGUCUCCUAGACUCUCCACCCAAACCCAAGUUAACCCCAGAGAAGGUGGUGGUGAUGGAGGGGACCUCUGUGAGUUUGAGCUGCUCUGCUGCUGCCCCCUGUCCCAAACUCCCCCCAAAUCUGACAUGGACCCCCAGGCUGAGUGACAGUGUGGAUCAACUGCAAGAGAAUGAGGAUAAAACCACAUCUGUGUCUUCUGUUCUGACCUUCACUGCUUCCCACCUCCACCAUAGGCAGAAGAUCACCUGUAGGGCACUUUACCCACUGCAACAAGGAGGCAAUCAGACGUCUGAGGCCAGUCUGACUCUCAAAGUCCGAUACAUGCCUCAGAUCUCUGGCUCUGGGAGCUGCAGCAGAACUGCAGCAGAGAUCAGCUGCUCCUGUGAGAGCCGUGGGAAUCCCUCUCCCAGCAUGGAGUGGCGUGUGUCUGGACUGCGGGUCACUAACUCUACUGACAGAGUCAUCAGGGAGGAGCAGCUGGGGAACACAGGGCUGAGGAGCUCCCUCACCAUGCGCCACUCACAGGGAGACACGGCCACUCUCCUCUGCCUCAGUACCAACGCUCUCGGCACCUCCAGCCUCCAGCUCCACGCCCCGUCUCCAGACUCAGGUUUCAACAUUACUGCACUGCUGAUUAGUGCUGCUGCUGUAGUUGGCGCCAUUGUGACUAUAUGCCACAUCAUGAAGACCAUUCAAAAGCAGGGGAAAAAGAGAGACAGUGAGUCUACUGAUACUAGAAGGAAGGACACCGUAGGGAGUCCUCCCCCAGCAGAAGAAGACCCAGUCUACGCCAACCACUCCAUGGUAACCACCCAACCCAGGGACCCACAGCUGGGAGGGACAGACCCACAGCCCCGGGCAGAGGACCUAAACAAGGCAGAGCUGGAAACCAUGCAUUACGCCUCGAUAAAGCACUCCCUCCGCUCCGUGGAGACACAGGGCCAGGAUGCCCGUGAAGGAGCCGCAGGUCACGGUGACGAUGUGGUCUAUUCACAGGUGGCGCUGGAGAAAAUAAUGGAGGUCAACCCAGAACUUUGUCUUUAA